Nerophis ophidion (straightnose pipefish) is the source of this 7311-nucleotide messenger RNA. It is a transcript of the gene dscamb, whose product is annotated as Down syndrome cell adhesion molecule b. Gene Ontology annotation, cellular component: plasma membrane; axon. Gene Ontology annotation, molecular function: cell-cell adhesion mediator activity. Gene Ontology annotation, biological process: homophilic cell-cell adhesion; dendrite self-avoidance; axon guidance. The record is from RefSeq and is a predicted model, not a curated record. The transcript is spliced from 34 exons. Lineage: Eukaryota; Metazoa; Chordata; Actinopteri; Syngnathiformes; Syngnathidae. Bases 409 to 6684 code for a protein of 2091 amino acids.
GCAGCGGGGAGAAGAAAGGAUGCGCUUGCUCGCCUCUUGCUGGACGCGCAGAGGCGAAGGAGAAGAAGAAGAAGAAGAUGCUCUGACUUUGGACACUCCCCGCACCACUUUCUUUUUUUUCCCCCCCCACAUCCAAUUAAGGCAGGUGUAGCAUUAUCUUCUUUUUAAAGGAGCUGUCGGACUCUGACUCAGCAUCACACACACUCACACAUACACACACACACGCACGCACCUGGUCUUCACCCCCCCCCCCCCCCCACACCACCCCACUCCCACCCCCUCCUCCUCCAGGCAUCCUUUUUGAGAAGCAGCAAGGCGCGCAGCAGAGGGAGAGUGUGCGCAGCUCUCCCCGAGACAAUCAGCCUCCCUCUUUGAUGCAACUAAGGGGUGAGAGACUUGGAGCGACAAAUGUUGAACAUCACCCAGAGAAGCCCCACCAAAGGCACCACCGGUGUGAGGAGAAAGAAGCAUAGGGUGCAGGUGGGGGGGCUUGAACGGAGCAGGGCAUGUGGAUAUUGGCUUUUUACCUUGUUCCAGAGCAUCUUGAAUGUUUUCAGUGAGGACCAACAUUCCAGCCUGUACUUUGUCAAUGCAUCUCUGCAAGAGGUAAUAUUCGCCAGCACCACAGGGACCUCUGUGCCCUGUCCUGCUGGGGGCGCGCCCCCCGCCUCGCUGCGCUGGUAUCUGGCGACCGGCGAGGAGAUCUACGAUGUCCCGGGCAUCCGUCACGUCCACCCGAACGGAACCCUCCAGAUCUUCAACUUCCUGCCGUCCAGCUUCAGCAAGCUGAUCCAUGACAACACCUACUACUGCACUGCCGAAAACCCCACGGGCAAGAUCCGGAGUCAGGAUGUCCACAUUAAAGCCGUUUCGAGGGAACCCUACACAGUCCGAGUGGCUGACCAGAAGGCUAUGCGAGGCAGCGUAGCCGUCUUCAAGUGCAUUAUCCCUGCUUCUGUGGAGGCCUAUGUCAACGUUGUAUCAUGGGAGAAAGACACAAUUUCGCUCAACUCAGGACAAAGGCAUCUCAUCACGCCCACAGGAGUCUUGUACAUCCUGGACGUCCUGCCCGAGGACGGCUUGAACAACUACCGCUGCACCACGCGCCAUCGCUACACCGGCGAGACUCGCCAGAGCAACAGCGCCCGUCUCAUCGUGUCAGACCCCACCAAUGCCGAGCCAGGCAUCUUGGACGGCUUCGACCACCGCGAGGUGAUGAUUAAUCACCGGGUAGAGCUGCCAUGCAAGGCGUCGGGCUACCCGUUCCCCAAGUACCGCUGGCUCAAGGACAACAGCCCGCUGGAGCCCGACAGUCGCUUCCGCCAGACUCACAGCGGCUUGCUGAUCGAGAGCACGCAGCCCAGCGACUCUGGGACGUACGUCUGUGAGGUGUGGAACAGCUAUGGCAACGCCGAGGUCAUGGGGCACCUCCAUGUCAGACAGCCCCUGAAGGCGGUGGUCAGCCCCCGCAAGGUGAAAGGCAGCGUGGGCAGCAAGGUGUCUCUCUCCUGCAGCGUGAGCGGCUCGGACGAGUACGAGCUGUCGUGGUACCGCAACGGCGAGAUCAUCUACCCGGGCAACAACGUGCGUUUCACCGGCCUCAACCGGGAGAACCUGAUCAUGGAGGGAAUGUCCAAGAGCGACGGCGGGGCCUACCAGUGCUUCGCCAGGAAGGGCAAAAUAUCCGGUCAGGACUUUGUGCAAGUCAUCCUUGAAGACGGCACGCCGAAGAUCCUCUCGUCCUUCAGCGAGAAAGUGGUCAACCCCAGCGAGCCCGUCUUCCUGGCGUGCAACGUCAAGGGCACGCCGCCGCCGCGCUGCGUGUGGUCGCUGGACGAUGAGCCGGUCAUCAAGGACGGCCACCAUCACCUGGGACACUCCGACACGCACGAGGGCCACGUGGUCAGCCAGCUCAACGUGACGCACACGCAGGUGCAGGACGGCGGCGUGUACCGGUGCACGUGCAGCAACUCGGCCGGCCUCGUGUACCACCAGGCUCGAAUAAACGUAAGAGGCCGCGCCAGCAUCCGUGCCAUGAAAAAUGUCACCGCCAUCGCCGGACGGGACGCCUUUAUUCACUGCCGCGUCAUCGGCUACCCGUACUAUUCCAUCAAGUGGUACAAGAACUCCGCCUUGCUGCCCUUCAACCAUCGCCAGCGAGCCUUCGAGAACAACGGCACGCUCAGGCUCACCAACGUGCAGCAGGUGGAUGCCGGCGAGUAUAACUGCAAAGUAAUGGUGCAACCCAACAAGAUGGACUCCCAGAGUGUGCACCUCCGUGUGAGAGUCCCUCCCUACAUUCAGCCCUUCGAGUUCCAGCGAUUCACCAUCGGUCAGCGUGUCUUCAUCCCCUGCGUGGUCAUGUCGGGCGACCGGCCGCUGGACAUCACCUGGCAGAAAGACGGACGGCCCAUUCCGGUCAGCCUGGGCGUGACGGUGGAUAACAUCGACUUCACCAGCUCACUGAGAAUAUCCAACCUGACGCCCGACCACAACGGCAACUACACGUGCAUCGCUCGCAAUGAGGCGGCUGCUGUGGAGCACCAGAGUCAGCUGAUAGUGCGAGUUCCUCCUCAGUUUGUGGUCCAGCCCGAAGACCAAGAUGGGAUAUACGGGAAAACGGUCACUCUCAACUGCUCUGCUGAAGGAUACCCACCCCCCACCAUCGUAUGGGAACACUCCAAAGGUGCAGGCGUGCCGAUGUUUCAGCCCAUCCUGCUGAACAGCGGCUCUCGCAUCCAGCAGCUGAGUAACGGCUCUCUGCUGAUCAAACACGUGCUGGAGGACGACAACGGCUUUUACCUGUGCAAGGUCAGCAACGACGUGGGAGCCGAUGUCAGCAAGUCCAUGUACCUCACCGUCAAAAUCCCGGCCAUGAUCACGUCGUACCCCAACACCACGCUGGCUACGCAGGGCGAGGAGAAGAGGAUGAGUUGCAUAGCACACGGCGAGAAGCCCAUCAUGGUACGCUGGGAGAAGGAGGAGCGCAUCAUCAACCCUGAGACCAGCAGAUACGUGGUGACCGUCAAAGAAGUGGCCGACGAAGUCGUCUCCACGCUGGUGAUCAUGCCGACUGUACGCGAGGACUCCGGUUUCUUCUCCUGUCACGCCAUCAACUCCUUUGGGGAAGAUCGAGGAAUCAUACAGCUGACGGUGCAAGAGCCUCCAGACCCUCCUGAGGUGGAGAUCCGGGAGGUCAAGGACAGGACCAUCGCUCUCCGCUGGACCAUGGGCUUCGAUGGCAACAGCCCCAUCACAGGAUAUGACAUAGAGUGCAAGAACAAAUCAGCGUCGUGGAUGUCAGCACAGGUGACCAAAGACGUGUCGCCACAGCUCAACCAGGCUACCAUCAUCGACCUCCACCCUUCUUCCACCUACAACAUUCGCAUGGUGGCCAAGAACAUCAUUGGCAACAGUAACCCCAGCAACGAGCUCACCAUCACCACCGACGAAGCUGCCCCAGACGGUCCUCCACAAGAUGUCACUCUGGAGCCCACGUCCCCUCAGAGCAUUAAGGUGUCCUGGAAGCCCCCCCACAGGCACCUGCAAAACGGCGUGAUUCGAGGCUACCAGGUGGGCUACAGGGAGUACAGUCCCGGGGGAAACCACCAGUUUACCAUCAUCAGCGUAGACACGACAGGAGACACCACAGAGAACAUCGUGCUGGACGACCUGAAGAAGUUCACCCAGUACAGCGUGGUCGUUCAGGCUGCGAACAGAGCCGGGACCGGACCGUCCUCGCAGCAGGUGGUCACCAAGACUCUGGAGGAUGUCCCUUCGCGGCCUCCUGAGAACGUGCUGGCCGUGGCCAAGUCUCCAGAGGUGAUUUCUCUGUCCUGGAUCCCGCUGCCUAGAGAAGCCCUAAAUGGCAACCUGCAGGGCUACAGGGUCAUCUACUGGGCCAACCUGCCUGAUGGAGAACUGGGCGAAAUUCGUAACGUCACCACGAUUCAGCCAUCUUUGGAAUUGGAUGGUCUAGAGAAGUACACCAACUACAGCAUCCAGGUGUUAGCCUUCACCAAUGCAGGAGACGGUGUCCGGAGUGAGCAGAUCUAUGUGCGCACCAAAGAGGAUGUUCCCGGGCCUCCUGCAGGUGUGAAGGCGGCAGCCUCUAGCAGCUCCGUGGUGUUUGUCUCCUGGCUGCCUCCUCUCAAGCUCAACGGCAUCAUCAGGAAAUACAUCGUCUUCUGCUCGAACCUGCACCCGAUGGUAAUAGUGAUGAGUGAGUUUGAGGCCUCCCCUGACGCCUACUUCUACAGGAUCCCCAACCAGGCUCGCAACCGGCAGUACAGCAUCUGGGUGGUGGCUGUGACUGCCGCAGGUCACGGCAACAACAGUGACAAAAUCACGGUGGAGCCUCUGGCUGAAGCUCCAGCCAGGAUUCUAACCUUCAACGGCACGGUGACCACGCCUUGGAUGAAGGAUAUUGUUCUACCCUGCAAAGCCGUAGGAGACCCUCCUCCCACCAUCAAGUGGCUAAAGGGGAACACCAACGGUACGCCCACUCCCGUCCUGGUAGACGGCCGGCGAAGCGUCCACAGCAACGGCAGCUUCAUCAUCCGCACUGUGAAAGCCGAGGAUUCUGGGAACUACAGCUGCGUGGCCAGCAACAACUGGGGCUCGGAUGAGAUCACGCUUAACCUGCAGGUUCAAGUGCCUCCUGAUCAGCCUCGCCUCACAGUGACCAAGACCACCACCACGUCCAUCACGUUGUCAUGGAUACCAGGAGACAAUGGCGGGAGCUCCAUCAGAGGCUACAUCCUGCAGUACUCAGAGGACAACAGUGAGCAGUGGGGUAGUUUCCCCAUCAGCCCCAGCGAACGAUCGUACCGUCUUGAAAACCUCAAGUGUGGCACCUGGUACAAAUUCACCUUGACGGCCCAGAAUGCAGUGGGGCCGGGGCGGAUCAGUGAGAUCAUCGAAGCUAAAACCCAUGGGAAAGAGCCUCAGUUUGCCAAAGAGCACGAACUCUUCACCAGCAUCAACUUCACGCGAGCGAGGCUCAACCUGGUCGGCUGGAACAACGGCGGCUGUCCGAUCACCUCCUUCAUACUGGAGUACAAGGCCGUGGACUCGGCCACCUGGACCACCGCCCAGCGGCCGACGCUGACCAAGACGUACGUCCUCUACGAUCUGCAGGAGGCCACCUGGUACGACUUGCAGAUGAAGGUCGUCAACAGUGCUGGCUCAGCAGAAAAGAAGAUUACCUUCGCCACGCUCAAUGCGGACGGAAGUACCAUUCCCCCUCUGCUGAAGACCGGCGAGCCAAUUUCGGACAACAUGUCAGGCAGUGGCGGUCUGAAGAUGGUGGUGACCAUCACGUCCAUCCUCGUGGUGGCUGUGCUGGUUUUUAUCAUGCUUAUGGUGCUGAAGCGGAGACGCAGGGAGCAGAGGCUCAAAAGACUAAGAGAUGCCAAAAGCCUGGCAGAAAUGCUCAUGAGUAAAAACACUCGGACGCCAGAAAAUGUGAACAAGCAGCAACAGACCCUCAGAAUGCACAUCGACAUUCCCAGAGCGCAGCUACUGAUCGAGGAGAGGGACACCAUGGAGACAAUCGACGACCGGUCCACAGUACUCCUGACAGAUAACGACUUUGGGGACACAAACAAGCAGAAGUCCUCCACAGUCACGCACACGGUCCACUACCAGUCCCUGUCCCAGGCCACUGGACCACUGGUGGACGUGUCCGAUGCCAGGCCCGGAACCAGUGAGUCCCACCAUUACCCUACUGCCAGACGCACUGCCAAAGCCGGCCCUGCCGCCGCACGAAGCCGUUACGCAAGCCAGUGGACUCUUAACAGGCCACACCCCACCAGCUCCUCCCACACGCUGACCACAGACUGGAGGCUGCCCACGCCGCGCGCCACUGGCUCUGUGGACAAGGAGAGCGACAGCUACAGUGUCAGCCCCUCACAGGACACAGAUCGAGCGCGAAGCAGCAUGGUGUCGACCGAGAGCGCCUCCUCCACCUACGAGGAGCUGGCCAGGGCCUACGAGCACGCCAAGAUGGAGGAGCAGCUCCGCCACGCAAAGUUCACCAUCACCGAGUGUUUUAUCUCGGACACGUCGUCGGAGCAGAUGACGGCGGGGACCAACGACUACACCGACAGCCUGACCUCCAGCACGCCGUCCGAGUCGGGCAUCUGCCGCUUCACCGCUUCGCCACCCAAACCUCAGGACGUCAGCCGGGUUAUGAACAUGGCCGCGCCAAAGGCUCACAGACCUGGAGGGGAGCUGGUCCACCUGCCGCCUUACCUGCGCAUGGACUUCCUUUUGAAUCGCGGCGUGCCCCGAGGCGGGGGGGCGAGUAGCGUCGGCGCCGGAGUGAACGCCGGUGCUACGGGAGAAACAAGAGGCGGAGCCAUGGGCCAGACCUGCCUGGAGCCACAGAGGAGCCGCACCCUGAAGAGGCCCCCGCCGAUGGAGCCCACCCCCAUGGAGGUGCCCUCACCCAGGGAGGUGCAGCAGUGGCAGCCCGGAACGGCGUCCACCCUCCCGCACAGGGAUGGCCGUGAGCGGGGCGAGGCUCGAGGGGAGGUCCGAGCGGAGGCGGCCCCGCCCACCGGGGACCUGGCCCAAGCGCAGGCUGCGAAGCUGAGCACCUCCCAGGAGUCCCUGCUGGACUCCAGAGGACACCUGAAGCAAAGCAACAACCCGUACGCCAAGUCGUACACGCUGGUAUAACGCUGGCACACCGCCGGCGUGACGCGCCGCUGGACCAUGGAUACUUUUCCACGCUUGUACAUAAAGACCUUUCUGACAUGGUGAUGCUUUUCUCGCUCGCUCUCACUCUGUCCGCCUUUCUUUCCGCCAUUUCUUUCCUCUUCUGUGUUUUUCUUUUUUUUUUUCUUCUCUCACAGUUUUUAUUUUCUACUCGAACUUUCUUUUAUUCCGAACAUACAAGGAUUGCCAAAAUGAUUUAUUUAAUAAUUGCAAAAGAAGUUUAAAAAAAAAAUAAAUAAAUAGAAACCUAUUGAAUUUAUAUCAAUUAUAGUCAUUAUUAUGAUUGUUAUAUAAAAAAAGAAAAUAUUUUUAAAAAAUGACAAAGUGUAAUGGAGGAAGUAUCUAAAGGAUUUCAUGGUUUAUUUUCAUUGUUUGACUAAAAACCCCAGGAGGUUUUUUAGCAAAGUGACGCCGACGCCGAUCAACCGACUGCAUGGCGGGGGAAUCACAAGAGAGGUCCUUUUUUUUUUUUGUCACUAUGAAAAAAAAUAAUUAUACAAUGUGAAUAUAUAUAAAGAGAUCACUUUUAUUUGUGGAUAUUACGGGGAAAAUGAUUUGGUUAAUAAAGUCCUUAGUCAUGUUUGCACA